This is a messenger RNA of Pelmatolapia mariae (spotted tilapia), 1522 nucleotides long. RefSeq names its product tetratricopeptide repeat domain 19 (gene ttc19). Gene Ontology annotation, molecular function: protein binding. Gene Ontology annotation, cellular component: mitochondrial inner membrane. The record is from RefSeq and is a predicted model, not a curated record. Gene Ontology annotation, biological process: mitochondrial respiratory chain complex III assembly. NCBI's taxonomy places the organism in Eukaryota, Metazoa, Chordata, Actinopteri, Cichliformes, Cichlidae. The transcript has 11 exons. The coding region runs from base 33 to 1211 and encodes 392 amino acids.
CGUGUCUUCCGCUCGUUAUGUAAACAGUAAAGAUGGCGGCCUCCGGUGUUCUCCGUGCUGUCCUCAGGCAGACUCUGAGCAGGUUCGGGGGUUUCGGGUGGAGCCUGCGUCACCCGCGAGCUGCACACAGUCUGAGCAUUAACACUGUCAGAAGUCAGAGCAACGCUGUGACAUCACAGCCUGUGGAGGGCUCGCGCUGCUCGGCAUGCUGGGUAACCGUGAGCGGAGGAGGAGGAGGAGGGGUGCUGUGGGCAGCGCUCGCCUUCUCCCUGUUUGGCAGCAGUGAAGAAGACAAACGUGAUGAAGCUCAGAGGAAGGAGGACGAGAUGAUCCUGCUGCUAAAGAAAGCCAAGCUCAGCGUGCAUCGGGGUCAGCUGCAGGCCGCCUCGGGGUUCCUCCAUCAGGCCGUUGUUCUCGCUCAUCAGACGCACAACAACCAGGCCAUCAUCUACACCUACAGCCUGAUGGCGAACCUGGCGUACGUGCAGGGUCAGCUGGACAGCGCUGAGAAACUCUUCAAAGCGGCGAUGAGCUUCAUGCUGGCGGGAGGAACUCCGCAGGACGACAAUGCCGUCAUCGAGAUGUCGCUGAAACUGGCCACCAUCUACGCCGAGCAGAACAAGGCGGAGCUUGCAGAGCACGGUUUCAGGUUCUGUAUGGAGUCUCUGGAGGUGAAACUGGAGAAGCACAAAGAGCUUCUGGGAGAGGAGCCCACAGAGGAGCAGGAGGCUCUUAGGAAGGAGACCCGCCUCCUGCUCGGGCUGUGUUUGGACUCACGGGCUCGGUACCGAGCGUCCAUGCUGCACCUGAAACAGGCCGGACAGGAUUACCAGGACGCCCUGAACAUCUGCUGCCAGGAGCAGGGAGAGACACACCCACAGACCCUUGUGCUGAUGAGCGACCUGGCCACCAUCUUGGAUCUGCAGGGUCACCAUGACGAUGCCCUGGCACUGGUCCGGCGGGCGGUGGAACUGAGCCGCUCAGCCGGACACCCGGACCUCCACGUGCUGCUGGGAAACAUGGCGGGCAUCCUGCUGCACACAGGCCGGCUGGAUGACUCGCUGCGGUUCUACCAGGAGGCUCUGGGUCUGGCCCGGCAGGCCGGAGACCAGGAGGCUGUGGACAGGAUCCAGGAGGGACUGAAGGAGGUAAAUGAGAGGAGGAGCCAGGAGACGAAGGAGGAGGAAGAGGCAGCUGCAACCGCUCAGUGACCCAGACUCAUCAGAACCGCGCAUCCUCCUUCGACUCCACGUCUUCUUCUGUGGUGUUCGCCCUCUCAUUAGUAGCUCCGAGGACCCGCUCUGUGUUCUGCUGCCCCGCCGAGAAACACCCAAAACCAGCCGGGACUGAAAUCUUCUCCAGAACCAAUCAGAACCAGGACGAAGUUCCAGACCCUGAACACGCCCACCCCUCCCCCCAUCAGUGCUGAAGCUGCAGCUCACCUGUGAGCUCACCUGUCAGCAGGAGACAUAAAUAUUUAUUAAGCUGUAAAUGUUGUCACGUGUUUUUCUUUGAACUUUAC